This is a messenger RNA of Saccostrea cuccullata (small rock oyster), 834 nucleotides long. RefSeq lists its product as uncharacterized. The record is from RefSeq and is a predicted model, not a curated record. NCBI's taxonomy places the organism in Eukaryota, Metazoa, Mollusca, Bivalvia, Ostreida, Ostreidae. The coding region runs from base 75 to 815 and encodes 246 amino acids. The transcript is spliced from 4 exons.
AAUUACAAGAAAACGGAAAACGGAAUAUUUCGCAACAUAGCGAAAUUCCAUCAUAGUCUUUUUCAACACGUACAAUGAAUGGGAGAUACGGAUUUAUUAUAGUGAUAAUCGUCAGUAUAUUUGUUUUAUUCCUAUCCAGUGUUGUUUACUGGAUCUGGAAAGACCAAAUCGCUGAGAAAUUUGGCGGCGAAGAUUCGGUUGCAUCUAAGAUAAAGAACGGGCUCUACAAUGUGAAGGUAAACCAUCUCGAUGCUUCAAUAGUAGAACAACAGCUUAACCAGUUUACGAAAUGGGAGGAGGGCUCCGAAGUAACACAUGCGAGAAGAAUUCCGAUGGCGAAAUUACAAGAUUUCCUCGAUCAUCUUUUGAAAACUUAUGGAGAUAGUGGCAUCACAGAGGCAGACAGGAAUAAAUGGAACGGAGUACAUUUUGCAGAGGAAUGGACGUCCAAAAUUAUUGAGUGGAAAUUUAAUGCUGACACUGCAGAUUCAACCGGUGUUCAGGGAGCACGAUUUGGGAUCGUAGGAUUCGCGAAAUCAGCAGAUGGAGAAUACGUCGAUUGUAUGUUAGCAAUUUACAAACUGGACUUUCGUUUGGCGCCACAAAUAGUAAUGAAGGACAACUCCAUUCUUUGGGGAUUGUACGUCUGGUCAACAUACCAAAAGAUUGAAAUUGAUAGAAGCAUCAGUCGGGAGGAAAUUGCUAAAUUCCAGAAUUUUUUCCGAUAUAAAGCACUGAAUGAAUUUAAAAAGGAAGGGGUCAUUGAUCGAAUUUCUUAUACAGAUCGACUGGAAUACAAACCAAACAAAAACUGAAUUAUAUAUAUGCAACAGA